Messenger RNA from Cavia porcellus (domestic guinea pig), 8166 nucleotides. It is a transcript of the gene Asb5, whose product is annotated as ankyrin repeat and SOCS box containing 5. The record is from RefSeq and is a predicted model, not a curated record. The transcript is spliced from 9 exons. NCBI's taxonomy places the organism in Eukaryota, Metazoa, Chordata, Mammalia, Rodentia, Caviidae. Gene Ontology annotation, molecular function: protein binding. Bases 6688 to 7677 code for a protein of 329 amino acids. Gene Ontology annotation, biological process: protein ubiquitination; positive regulation of protein catabolic process; intracellular signal transduction.
GAUGUGCUGUGUUUGGAAGUGGUACGUGGCAAAACGCCUGGUUCUGUUUCCCUUAUCAAACCCGGGCAAAGUUAGAAUUUAAGCUUCUCUGGAGGAUAUCGGGAAAAGGAAGAAAUGAAGCCUCCCAGUUCCUUAAAAGCAGAUACAGGGCCCGGCAUUCAGUACCUUUACUGUUCACUGCCAACCUUAGUCCAGCUUUACUUUCUACAAAGUGAAGCUGUUUUAGAGAAGAUAAAGGUUGAUGUUAUCUAUUCUAAAUAUUUGCACUUUCGAUAACUAAAAGGAUAAUCUCCCAUAGGUGACAAUCGUUGUGGAAUUGGAGUAGAGCACCACAUAUAAAGAAUCUAGAGGAUAGCUAUAAGCAGUCGAUAAAUAUGGAAUUAAUCUAUCAUAUGCUCAGUACCCUGAUAGAAUCUCUAGGUUGAGUAUGCCAAUUCCUGACCUUGAAUAUACUGUCUACCAACACUUUUGUUCCUUUCACAGUGACUUUUGUAAUUAUAAAAAUGAGAUUCAGAGAGUCCGGUAAUAGGAAAGUAAUUUUUAAAACAUUUUGCAUCUAUAAACUAUAGAAUAUGAUGGGUGUAAACUAGAAGCUGAUGAUCUGAACCUCAUGCUGGUUUCUAUUAUCUAUUGUUGAGCUGCUUCUUUUUCAUCUUUCAUUGCCAAUUAAUUUUCCUACAGAGAUACAGAUAGGAUUAUUACUAAUUGUUUAGCAUGUGCCUGGAAUAGUUCUAAGCCUUGGAAAUACAGCACUAAUGAGGCAGAGUCCCUGCUCAGGUGGAAUAGAGCCAAGAAAUGAAAAAUUGAUUAGUUAUAUACAGAAAGAUCCUUAAGUAUAAAAUCUUUAUAAUUUUUUCUCUUCUAGGUAGUCAAACUGGUUUCAGUAAAGCAAAUGUAUACAUUAAAUGCUUAUUAAGCUGCAAGAGAUAUGGAGAUGUGUGCUGAUCAUUUUCUGUUCUCAUGAAGCUUAUAAUCAAGUGAAGUUAAAGAAAACAGGAAUCUGCAGUAUAAAAAAUUGUGAAUACCAAGGGAAGUGGUACAAUGCUAGGAUUUCAAUUGAAAAAGGAACCACAUCUUAUUAAAGUGGGACCAAGCAUCAUAAGCAAAAUAUUUAACAGUGCCUAGCCAUCAAUACACAUUAUUAUUCUUAUAGGAUAACUGUCUAGGUAGAUAUUCCCAAAUGGCGAUCUACAAGUACAGGUACAUCUAAGAGAGAUACCCAGUAGUCUGGUCCAGCUAAACAAUGUAUAAUUAAAGGAUUAGCAGCGGUAAACGUGGAAAGGUAAAUUAAAGGAUUAUUGUAGAAACUAGGUCAUGAAGUUAGACAUUAUAUUAAGGAAAUUACAUAGUAAGCAAGAGUGGCAUCACUACACAGGCAGCAGUCUAUCAAGUGUAUGAGCAGGGUGAGUUACAGAAUGAUAGUAGUGGGACGGAAAAAAAGACUUGUUAGGAUGUACUUAGCAGAGUCAAAAUUACCUAACUUCUGCAAAACAUGAAAGAUUAUGAAAGCACAAUUGAAAUUAUUGUUACAGUACAGUUUUGAACGUUAGUAACUGAGAGGACUAAAAAUACAAAGUCUAGAAAUAUAAGCAGAAUAGUGAUGAGACAGGACAUUCACUUACUUUGCUGCAUUUUUCCAGAUAGUUCUUUGACUUUUCUAGGUAUUUAAUCAUGCCAUCCACAUUUGCCUCCCCCCAGAUUAUUGCAUAUCUGGUUGUUUUAUUAAUUUUGGUGGCUAACAUUUCCACCAUCACCAUCAUCAUAGUAUUCAAUAGUAUUGGGAACACCCAUUAUCUUUGUCUUGUUCUUGAUUUAAGCAGGAAAGUUCAGUUCAGUUCUCCAAUAUGUAAGAUGCUGAUUUUGAAAUGGAAAUGUGUGUGCAUUUGUGCAUGCACAUGUAUGUGUCAUUGUAUAAUAUAAAUUGCAUGUUGAUAGUAAGAGAAUAUCCCUUGAUUCUUAUUCAAUUGGGAAGUUUUAUAGUUCUGCUUUCACAGAAUUUAUGCAUGUGAAAAUUCUAAGAGGAUAAAUCUUCUUUUUGAUUGUUUUAAAUUGAUUUCUAAUUUUAUUUUAUUUAGACUAAGAAUGCUGUUUGUGUUAUAUAUAUUCUAAUAAAUAAGAUAGCUAGUGAGUGACUCAUGAGUGAGUAAUAUAUACAAGAUGAAUAAUUCAUGUCUGCAGUAAGAGGCAACCAGAUAGCAGGAGAUUUUGUCAUAUUAUGUGGAAUAGAUCACAGUUUUCAAACUAAUGAAUUGUUUAUUUCAAGAAUUUUCCAUUUAGUAUUUUCAGGUCUUGAUUGACCACAGGUAACUAAAUCCAUGAAAAGAGAAAUUGUAAAUGGGUCGGGGGGAGGUAAAGAGUUUCUAGUAUGCAUUUGAAAGGUAAUGUAUUUUUUAUUAAUCAUAUAUAGAAUUUGUUUUAUAUUUAUGUUUGUCUUAUUUAUUAUAUAAUUUAUAUCUUGUAUCUUUAAUAAUUUUUAUAAUCUUGAUUUUUCUUGGAUUAUAAGGGAUGUGUUAAAUUCUCCAAUAUUAAGAUGUGCUUUAUAUUUUCCUUUUUUCUCAUCUCCUAUAUUCUGCCUUAUAAAAAAAUCAUUAAAUACUUGGUAAGCAAAUAUUAUUAACUGUUACCUAUCCAUAAUGAAUGGUUCAUUUUUCAAAUAAAUUCUAACAAACUGUACUCCAAGAUUGCAUGGGAGGAAGUUAAGACUGAUUUAUCUAAAAUAAUACCACCGAUCGAAAAAUUUAGAACUUUUAACUGAAUAUCCUAUAUAUUGUGAUAAUUUCUACUUAAAACCUAGUGGCAGUACUGUAAUGAUAAGAGCAAUCAGUAUGUUUUGUCAGUACUUGAAAAAGUAGGGUAUGAUCAAAUGGGGAACAUAUGUCUACCUAUAUUUUGAAUGAUAGGAAAAAACCGAGAAUGGAGUUUUGAUCUUAUUUGAAAAUAACUUUUUCUAUAAUAUCUACUGUUGUAGUCAGGGGUUGUACACAGAGAACAAUUCAGAUCAGGACAUGGAGUUUAUAAUGUUUUUAUAAUGAUCACCAGAAGUUAACACAGGAGAAUGCAGGAAAUCUAUCUGCAACACCAAUGACAUAGAUUAUUUAGUCAAGAGUCUAAACCCCAAGGCAAUGUCCCACAUGAGUCCAGAUAAAAACCCAGAGCUCAGGACAAUGCCUCCACGAGUCCAACUGGAAAUCCAGAGCCCACAAGAAGGACUCACGCCAGUCUCUUUUAUGGAUCCAUGCCGGGAAGACCCAAGGGUCAGUGGUGGAAGCCAGAAAGUCUAUGCCAGCAGGAUGAAGGAGCUGUGCUAGUGGGAUGAGGGUUCUACACUGGAACCGAGAAGUCACACUCACAGCAAAGAGCAGGGCUGUCCUGAAAGGCACCACGGCUGUCCUCAGCGACACGGAGGCCCCAAGCUCCUUCGACAAGCACAGUCGGGUACAUGCCAGGAAGCAGCAUGACGAGUUCAUGCUGGAGACCAGGCAGCACAUGUCUUCCCCUCCGGAGCCAGGAAGCAAUGCUCGAUGUGAAGACCAAAGCUUCUCCAGGAGAACCAACAGCUCAGACAGCAACUAGUAGGAGAACCCACAAUGUCUCCUUAAUGCCUCAAUCCCUCUCAACACCUCUCUUCUUCUCCACCUAUUUAUCCUGGCCUUCUCAGGUGGAGCAUCUUCUCUCAAUGCAUGCUGAUGUAAUCCAGCUGGCAUUAAUUUGACCACUAGUUAUCAAACCAUAACAUCUAAGGGGAAGGAAGAAUAAUAAGCCAUUUUAUGAGGAAACACUUUUGCCAGUGGACAGCUAAGCUUUUUUAAAAGGGUAGAAGUCUAAUGAAAUAUGUUAUUGCUAAGAGCCCAGGAUAUACUACACUAUGGGAGGAAAGUUCUUGGAGCAUGUUUUAAGUCUGGAACAUUGGAGCAUGUUUUAAGUCUGGAACAUUAAGGAUUCAAAUUUGAAGUUUUCAGAAUGAUAUUGUAAAUUAUAGUGUCCAUUUGAGAAGAGUCAGUGUGUUUUGUUAUAGUUUCCCAUCUCUUUGAGUGCCCAGAAUACUGAACUUUGCACAUUAUAUAUGCUCAAAAAGUUCCUAGCAAGAAAAAAAAAAAUUCCUAGUGAAUUGAAAUACCCUUGAAUCCAUAAACCAUAGUAUUUCUGAAGAAAUGUACAUGUAAAAAAAUGCAUGCCAUUCAUAGGUAACAACUAUUUUGAAGUGUAAGCUGGCAAAAUGCUAAGGUGGAAUGCUAAAUUAGAUAUAUAAGCCAAACACAGAGUAUAGCCUAAUGCUCACAUUCCUUGCCUGGUGCCCUGUGUUACAAGUGAUCAUCUGAUCUACUUGUAUAUAAAUGUUUUUCCAAAGUCUCAGGCAGUCAUAUAGAUGAGGCUUUUCAGAGGUGGCUGGAUGUAAGGUGUUUUGAAGCUCAGAUUACAAGUGUAUGAUUUCUAAAUUAGUUCAAUGAUUGAUUUACCAUAGUUCUGCAUUUGGAUGCUAGGAAGACUCACCCUAAAAGGAGAGUAGCCUGGAAGGGAUAAAAGGAAGAGGAGUCUGCUGCUUGCUACUCCCUGACUUCUACCUGCUAUGCCAUGAACUGUUUCUCCUCUGUGAUGCCCCUCUGCCACGCCACCUUGCUAUGGAGCCAGCCAACUAUGGGCUGAAACCUCUACAAACUGUGAAUUGAAACAAACCUCUUUCUUUAAUUUUGGGUGUCGAUAUUUGGUCUCAGUGACAAGAAAAGUAACUAAGACAUUCAAGAGACAAGUAACAACCCUGACAACCCUUAAGAUUUUUAGGUCACUUCACUGUCACAACCAUGUACGUGCUCAAUAGUUAAACAAUUUCUUAAGAAGUGAUAGAACAACCAACUGAUAGACCAGCUGAAAAAUGAUUGCAGUAGACUUUGUUGUAGGUAGCAGUAGUGAUAUUUUGUUUUUAAAGAUAUUUGUUUGGUUAAACAUGUAUGUAGUCAGUCAAGACUAUGUCAACUGCAAUAAUUUUAGGAGAUCUGUGCUUGUAAAUCUAUUUAAAAAGAAAUAGAGAAGUUAGAACAAAACAGUCAAACGGAAGGGAGAACAUUUUUCUGGGUAGCCCAUAACCAAAACCAGAGUGCCAGGAGGAAAGGAGGCUUUUUGCAUAAACACAUGUUUUCUAUGUUUUAGGCACUAUGGGCUCCUCUUACCACUUAGAGAAAAUUGAGGGUUCACUUUUUCAACCAAGUUCCCAUGUGGCCCAGGGGCCAACCUCACAAGCAAACCUUUCUAGGGACAGAAGCCUUAGCCCUGUUACACUUCACAAACUUAGGCUUUCAGGUCACUUUAUUUUUUUUUAAAGUUUCUCCAAGAAUGAUUCUUAUGACACAUAUGGAAAUAUAAGAAUAUAACUUUUGUCCCCAUACAUUUCCUUCAUUUAUUUUCCUUUAUUUCUUACAUUAAAUUGCCUACUUGGCCCAGAGCCAUUGAAAUGUAGCUAAUUUGUUCAGUGGACUAUAGGAUGCUGAAAGAAGCCUGGGCCACAGUGUCAGCCACAAUGUCAGCCUUUCUAUAGAAUUUUAUCAGCAGCUUACAUUUCAUACUUUCAUCUUCCCAUCAUGUCAGUUUUACAUACAAGUUUUUCACUCUGGUUCUUUUUUCCUUUCUCAGGACGUCUUUUCUCACUUGCUUUUUGAGCAGAAUCAUAAUUUUCAUAUUCAGAAUAUCUUAAAGAUUUCUACAAAACCUAGGAAAACAGCCCCAUUCUGUUUUUCAGUAGAAGAGUAUUGUUUUUGUUAUUUUUGUUUUAAUCCUAAUUUCUACUAAUAUAAAGUCAAUUUUUUGUGCAGCUUGCUGUGUUACUCACUUAUUUUGCCCUGUUGUAUGAUGCUUUUACUCUGCCUGGUGUUCACACCCCUUGCCUUCUGCCUUGUGUUACCAGGGACCGUCUGAGUUCCUACUUGUAUGUGAACUUGAGUGGAUACAUUGCUUUAGCUUCUUGACCUCAAGUUACCUGCUCAGUCUUAAUGUUCAGUCUUCCAUUUCAACGCACAUACUAGAAUUGGAUGGGAAAUGUUUUUAUUGCUUCUCUUUAACCAGUGAGCAACUUCAUGGCUGUAUCAGCUUAUGUGACAUCUGCAAAGGAAAUAAAUGAAGCAAAAUCUAUUAUAGUUAGAUCAUGGCUGUAUCAGCUUUUGUGACAUCUGCAAAUGAAACAAAUGAAGCAAAAAUCUAUUAUAGUUAGAGAUAUUCAUUUUAUGAACCUAUUGCCCUUUUCGUGUCCCAUGGUAUAUAUGUAAAGCUGAAAAGAAUUUAAAAUUACUGUAUAAUGUAGGGUGAGAAAAUUAUGUAUGAACUCUUAAUUACUGAAGAUAACUUAAAAAGUCAGUAACCCAUAAGUAACUUUAUUACUUAAUAACCUUUUUUUUUGGCAGAAUCUCACUGUGUAGUUCUGGAUGGCUUUGAAUUCACGGUGUAGUCCAUGCUGGCCCAGACUCAUGGUAAUCCUCUUGCCUCAGUUCCUGAGUAUUGGUAUUACAGACUUGAGCUGAGUCAGCUGAUAUCAAGUUUAAUAUCAUGAAAGCACAGACCUCAACCAUCCUGAUCACUAUCAUGUCCCCAGGGUCCAACAGUGCUUGAUACACAGACCAGCUGUUCAGGAGCAUCCCGGACCAGAGCCAGGCACAGUUGAGACUGAUCUAACUAAAGACUGCCGCAGGCUCUUCUGCAGCGAUGUCGGUGUUAGAAGAAAGUCGACCGUUUGCUCAGCAAUUAUCCAAUGUCUACUUCACGAUACUUUCACUUUUUUGUUUUAAGCUUUUUGUGAAAAUCAGUCUUGCCAUCCUCAGUCAUUUCUACAUUGUGAAAGGCAACCGCAAGGAAGCAGCAAGGAUAGCAGCUGAAUUUUAUGGAAUAUCCCAAGGACAAGGUUCCUGGGCAGAUCGAUCGCCACUACAUGAAGCCGCAAGUCAAGGCCGUCUUCUUGCAUUGAGAACAUUAUUAUCACAGGGCUAUAAUGUAAAUGCAGUAACCAUAGACCAUGUCACCCCAUUGCACGAAGCCUGCCUGGGAGGUCACGUGGCGUGUGCCAGAAUUCUUCUGGAAGCUGGAGCCAAUGUAAAUGCAAUCACGAUAGAUGGUGUGACUCCAUUAUUCAACGCAUGCUCACAAGGCAGUGCAAGCUGUAUGGAACUUCUUCUGGAGUAUGGUGCCAAAGCCCAGCUAGAGUCCUGUCUCCCGUCUCCCAUACAUGAGGCUGCCAGUAAAGGUCACCACGAAUGUCUUGACAUACUGAUAUCCUGGGGCACAGAUGUUGACCAAGAUAUUCCUCAUUUGGGAACGCCUCUCUAUGUCGCUUGUAUGUCACAGCAAUUCCAUUGCGUCCGGCUGCUUCUUUAUGCUGGUGCUGAUGUACAGAAAGGCAAAUAUUGGGAUACUCCUUUACAUGCUGCUGCUCAGCAAUCCAGUAUAGAAAUUGUAAAUUUACUGCUAGAAUUUGGAGCAGAUAUCAAUGCAAAAAAUACAGAGCUUUUGCGACCUAUAGAUGUUGCUACCUCUAAUACCAUUGUGGAAAGAGUUCUGCUUCAACAAGAAGCUACCCCAAGCUCUCUUUGCCAGCUUUGCCGACUCUGUAUCCGAAAUUGCAUAGGAAGAUCAAGAUUGCAUCUUAUGGCUCAGCUCCAGCUACCAACAUUACUUCAGAAUUUCUUACAGUAUCGAUAAAUAGUGAAAUAGUUUAAAAUUCCUUAAAAAUCAAAAAUUUCUAUUGCAUUUGCAUAAUGAAUAUUUCUUUUUAAUCUAUGCUAGGGUAAAGUAAAUAUGAAAUUACAUGGGGAAGCAGUAAAAUAUCAAUAUUCAUUUUAAGUGUACUAGUUAUUACUUUUGUUUUAUGAAUUUUUACUGUUUUAGUAUUAUAAUAUGUUUAAAGUAUCUAUACCUUAUGGUCCUCUUAUUGUUGAGGAAAAAUUGAGAGAUUCUCCGUUUUAUAUAUAUUUUUCAAAGUAGGAAAGAAAAACGUGAACUCUUACUAAAAUUUUAAUUUAAUUGUAAUUUAAUUUUGUUUGUAUUUCAAAGGUUCUGUGUUCUCCAAAGAAUGGAUUAACUUUAGUUUUGGCUCCUGUGUUUAUCUCUGUGUUUUUAAUAUUGAUGCAGAAUAUGAAUGCCACUUAGACAAUAUGCAGUUUGAAAUAAAGAUGAUUCUCAUUCAGCAAA